CAUAAAAAUAUAAGUUUUUAAUAUUGAGUUGAUAUUUAAAAAAUGGGUACAAAACGUCGUCACAUAGAGGACGAAUUGUCGCGCUUUGAAGCAGAAAUUUCCAAGCCGCCAGCGCGAAACCUUUUUGUGCCCAACCAAGUGCGACCCGUGAUUGCUGCAAAUACUUAUACCAAUGUCCAGCAAAAAUUGCAGCAGCCCACAUCUUCCGGCGGUGCACGACUAACAGUGCCUCCUCCACCCAUGCCGCCAGCACCCUCUUUCAUGUCAACAUUUGUGCCCACAGGCUCCGCAGGUCCAGCCAAGCCCAUUGUGGCAACUCCAGUGGUACUGAGCAGUGCCCCGAAGUUGUAUCAAUGUCGGCAGUCUGUACAUGUGCCGACUGUAGCUGCGCCGGCCACCUCCAUCGAUAUCAAUGCCAUUCAAUUUGAUGUAACGCAGAAGCUGAAAAAGCUCAAGGCCGAAAAGUCUGGGCCCAAUCCGAUAGCAGAAGAGGCCAUUAAAGCAGCACGUGCUUCAUCCGCCCUGCAGUCAUUUCAGACCACCGAACGCAAGAAAAAGGAUCGGAAAACUGUGCGGAUAGCCGGCGGCAGUGUGUGGGAAGAUUCUUCCCUUGCAGAUUGGCCAGAUGAUGAUUUUCGUAUAUUUUGCGGUGAUCUUGGAAACGAUGUCAACGAUGAGGUACUCACACGCACUUUCAACAAGUUCCCUUCAUUUCAAAGGGCGCGCGUAAUCCGUGAUAAACGCACCGGCAAGAGUAAAGGAUUCGGUUUCGUGAGUUUCCGUGAACCAGCAGAUUUCAUACGUGCCAUGAAGGAAAUGGAUGGUCGUUAUGUGGGCAGUCGUCCCAUUAAGCUGAGGAAGAGCACUUGGCGGCAACGCAGUCUCGAUGUGGUCAAGAAGAAAGAGCGCGAAAAGCAAGUCCUUUUACAGGCGUUUAAUUCAAUGAAUUAAGCCCAUGUCAAGAACAUAUUUAGGCUAGUUUUGGUCAACGUUUCGUAUAGCUCAAAUUAUACUAUUAGAAUUGACGAAUUAAAAUGUACUUUUA
Molecule: messenger RNA, 1045 nt
Organism: Drosophila willistoni
Lineage: Eukaryota; Metazoa; Arthropoda; Insecta; Diptera; Drosophilidae
Product: RNA-binding protein 42
Exons: 2
Coding region: 43-951 (302 amino acids)
Molecular function (GO): mRNA binding
Source: RefSeq, a predicted model, not a curated record